GGCCCACAGUGUGGCCGGUGUUGAGGUGGAUGCAGAGAUAAGCGUAUUUUGAGGAAGAUUGGGAGGAGGAGGCAAGAGAAGGGCGGGGGAGAAGAGGCAAGAGGAGAGAGGAUGGAGAGGGAGUGAGACCCGGAUGCUGAUGCGAGUGGGGCAUAGGAAGGAAGAGGAGAACGAAAAUAUCGAUUUACGGCAAGAAAACGGAGUAUCAUACAAGGGGCCUUUGCCUUGCAUGAACUGUAAUUAGAAGUGAAGUCGGGGUGAAAGCAACUGAUAAUCUUGCGGGCCGAUUCGUGUGUUUUCACCUGUGUAUCCGCCGCUGAGGAAGGAGGACACGCCAAAGGAGAGAGGAGAAGAUGCUGUGAUCCGCUACUUGCAGUGAUGUAGGGAGGCAGAGACGAGUAGAGGCUGGGAGGGGGAGGACUAUGCUACGCUAAAGAAAUGGAUGUUCGGCGAGGAAUACGCGGUUUACCUCGAAAUAUUGCGAGAAUGUGGCGGCCGUCUGAUAAAUAUGACCAUUUGGCGAUGCCUGGAAACUUCAGACGGUGUGGGUUUUUUUGACAGGCGGCGCGCGCGAGACAGCACUUGGUUGAGGCGUUGAAGCUAAAGCUAGCCUCGCUGCUGUGUGGGAGAGCGGCGGCGAGGCUAAAAUAGCAUGUUGUUGCACCUGUAAAAUAGGCCUGACAGAGAAAAUAACACUGGUUUUCAUUUCCAGCGCUAGCCUCAGCUGUACCUACUGGACAUUUCGUUGGUAACAUUCAAACAGCAAAUGGCAUAAUUUUUUCCAGCAGAGGUGGAAAACUGUCUGUUCAGCGGCUAUAGGUUUUCCUAUUAACCGUCAUAUAGUUAAUGUCAUUCAUGUGACAACGUGCAAGCUAUAGAAAUAAGCUAAUGUAUAUAAGUAAAAUCAUUAGUUUCCUUACAGCCCCUCACCAUGUUAAGGUAGGGUAGUGGUCAGUAUUUAACGCAGAAAACAGUCUUGCAACUUACUAACGUCUCAGUUUUUCAGCUUCAAUCUUGCAAGCUAUUUUUUUUUAUUUUCUUGUCAUGUUGACCCUGUCCCAGAACCAGGAAAUAUCUAACUCGAGUUAGAUGAACACCCUCCAUCUUUAACAUUUAUAUGUUGUAAAGGUUUGACGUGCUUUUUACAUGUUAGUAAUGUCAGAGUAGCGGUGUUAUCCCUGAAAUAAAAGGCUGUCACUCUAAGUUGAGCAUCAUGUUGUAUCCUACAAAAACUACUUUUUAAGCUGUACAAUAUUACAGUAUUUGCAAUAAACACAGUGCAGUAUCAGUUAUUAUUGUGUAUUCAACUCCAGUAAGAGCAGUAUGAGUAAGGAACUGUCUCUGAGUCAGUCAGCUCAAUAUGUUGGGCCCUAUCGACUGGAGAAGACUCUGGGGAAGGGACAGACAGGACUGGUCAAACUGGGGGUCCACUGUAUUACGGGUCAGAAGGUAGCGAUCAAAAUAGUCAACAGAGAGAAGCUGUCUGAGUCAGUUCUGAUGAAGGUUGAGAGGGAGAUUGCCAUUUUGAAACUGAUUGAGCAUCCGCAUGUGUUGAAGCUGCAUGAUGUUUACGAGAAUAACAAAUACCUGUAUCUGGUGUUGGAGCAUGUGUCAGGAGGGGAGCUCUUCGACUACCUGGUGAAGAAGGGCAGACUAACUCCCAAAGAGGCCAGAAAGUUCUUCAGGCAGAUCAUCUCUGCUUUGGAUUUCUGCCACAGUCACUCUAUCUGUCACAGAGACCUGAAGCCGGAGAACUUGCUCCUAGAUGAAAAGAACAAUAUUCGCAUUGCAGACUUUGGCAUGGCCUCCCUACAGGUGGGAGACAGUCUGUUAGAGACCAGCUGUGGAUCACCACAUUAUGCCUGCCCUGAAGUUAUACGGGGGGAGAAAUACGAUGGGCGGAGAGCAGAUGUGUGGAGCUGUGGUGUCAUCCUGUUUGCUUUACUGGUGGGUGCCCUGCCUUUUGACCAUGACAAUUUACGCCAGCUACUGGAAAAGGUGAAGAGUGGGGUGUUCCAUAUGCCCCACUUCAUCCCUCCGGACUGCCAGUCUUUGCUCAAAGGCAUGAUUGAGGUCAACUCCGAAAAGAGGCUCACGUUAGAGGCCAUCCAGAAACAUCCUUGGUAUCUGGGCGGUCGUAAUGAGCCAUGUCCUGAGCAGCCUCCUCCCAGGCGAGUGUGUGUGAGGCGAAUCUUGUCCCUAACUGAGCUGGACCCAGAUGUGUUGGACAGCAUGCACUCACUGGGGUGUUUCAGAGACCGAGUCAAGCUCACACGUGAUUUGCAAUGUGAAGAAGAAAACCAGGAGAAAAUGAUCUAUUACCUACUGCUGGACAGGAAGGAGCGUUACCCCAGCUAUGAGGAUGAGGAUUUGCCUCCACGCAAUGACAUAGCAGACCCUCCUCGAAAGCGUGUUGACUCUCCUAUGCUGACACGCCACGGUCGCUGCCGUCCGGAGAGGAAAAGCCUGGAAGUGCUGAGUGUUACUGAGCAGGGGUCUCCUACCCCACCUCGCAGGGCUCUGGACACAGCUGCACACAGCCAGAGGUCUCGCUCAGUCAGUGGAGCUUCAAGUGGACUCUCUUCCAGCCCCCUCAGCAGUCCCAGGUCCUAUCAAAGCCCCGUCUUUACUUUCAGCCAAUCAGAUGUCACCUCUGCCACCGCUUCUCCCCUCACAAAGGAUUCCAAACAGGGAAAUGCCACCACUCCUCGCUCAGCACGGGCUCAUGAUAAGCCCAAAGCUCCCCCCAACCCAAAGACUCAGACCUUGCCCACCAAAGGACCCACUGGCCGACCCUGUCUGCAGCCCAUCAAAUCCUUGCCUCUGCACAACCCAUCCUCCCGCUCGCCUUCCCCUUCCCCACUCCUGUCACCCAUUCCCCGUUUCUUCUUCCCUUCGUCCUCUGUCCUGAAGUCAGUGACUAAGAGCUUCUACCCAAACUCUGCCCACUCUGUGCCGCAGGUCACCCCCCAGGGUUCUCCGUUGCCCACACCUUUGGGCACCCCUGUCCACCACCCUCACCACCCUUCCUCUACCCCGCCCUCCUCUUCCUCAUCCUCGUCCUCCUCACGGGCAGAGGGAGGGGGAGGGGUGGGUUCGCUGUCGCUGACCCCGCCAUCCAGCCCUGGAGGGGGAAGUGGUAUGGCGGCCAGCAGCUCCGCUCACUGGCGGACUCGCCUCAAUUCUUUCAAGAACAACUUGCUGGGCUCACCACGGUUCCAUCGUCGUAAAUUACAAGUUCCUACAUCAGAAGACAUGUCCAGUCUAACACCAGAAUCAAGCCCUGAACUGGCCAAGAAGUCGUGGUUUGGGAAUUUCAUUGGAUUGGAGAAAGAGGAGCAGAUCUUUGUGGUGAUCAGAGACAAACCUCUAAGUUCUGUCAAAGCCGACAUUGUCCACGCUUUCCUGUCAAUCCCAUCUCUCAGCCACAGCGUCCUCUCCCAGACCAGUUUCCGGGCCGAGUACAAGUCCUCCGGCGGUCCCUCCGUCUUCCAGAAGCCCGUCAAGUUCCAGGUGGACAUUGCCUUUUCCGAGGGCGAGAGGGAGCGGGACAGGGAGAGGGCCGAGAGGGAGGGCAGGAGGGAGACAGGAAUCUACAGCGUGACAUUCACCCUCAUAUCCGGCCCGAGUCGCAGGUUCAGACGGGUGGUGGAAACAAUUCAAGCUCAGCUUCUCAGCUCCCAUGAUCAGCCACUGGUACAAGCCCUAUCUGAUCCCUUUCCAGAUGAGAAGAACGGCCGGCCCCACGGGACCCCCACCCGCCAAAACUCAAGGCGCUCUGAGGGUGGGGGCGACAGGUGCGAGUGGGGCGAAAGAGCAGACGGCGGAGGCAUAGGAGGCAGCGGAGGAGUUCUGCAGCGCAGAGGCUCGGCAAAAGAGAGAACCCGACUGCUGUCCUCUAAUGGAACCCAAUCCCAACCGUAGGAUAGAAAGUGAGACCAUGCUGCAGGAUGCCUAAAUAAUACCAGAAAACAAACUGUAUAACUUCAUCUCCAAGUAUCCCUGCAAGCCAUGAGCUCCUCCUAUUCUUCCUUGACUACGUUAUUGAAGGUGCUUGACCAUAGCAAGGAUUGAGCCUCCCUCCCAUAAACGCAUUUCUUUUUUUCUUUUUUUUUUUGCCAACUUCACAUUCUCUUAAUAUUUUGGAUCAUCAGGAUUCCUAUCCCUAAAUGAGAAAGAGUGUUGAAGAACCAUCCUUUGAUGAAAAAAAAAUGUGAAUGAAUAAUUUGGUAUCCAUCCAUCAUAUACACAGCUUCACAGAACAAACGAGGAUUUUUGAAGUGCUAAUGUGCAUGCCAGUUAGCAAACCAGCCUGCUAAAGGAUGCUGAGUUAGGCUAGUCUAUCAUGUCACUGUAAUACGGUAUCUGACACCAAAAAAAGUUGCAGUCUUGUGAUGGUUCUCAAGAAUAAUUUUUAAAUUAACCAGUGCGCUCAUAUCACUCUCAAGCAAAAUGCACAUAACAUACUAGUCCAUGCUGAAAGAAGUAUAUGAAUCCCUCCAGAAGAACCCUGAAGAGUUAGCAACCUGCUACCACCUGACUGAGCGGUGAUGAGUUGAACAGGAGGUCUCGUUUUUCACAAGAGAAACUCCAUCCUGGAAUUCCAGCAAUGACUUUUCUUCAAUGUAAAGAAAACCAACAAAGUAAGCUAAGUAAGUGAAUGUGGAAAAAAAAAAAAUAUUUUUAUUUAGUUUUAUUUUAUGUUUACGUAAAUCUUUUGAGGAUGUCAGUAGCACAGUGAUCGUAGUGAAGAUAGCCAUGAAAACACUCCAUGGCGCUUGAGAGGAGCAGCUGAUCACUUGCUUGUCAGCAGACAUUCAAUUAAAGAUAAAUGAUUAUUCUGAAUUUCCUUUUUACUCAGAGACGAUAUGAAACAGUGCAUCCCAGAAUUUGCAUUGGAUCCUAAUUGCUCUGAAGCAGUGUUUUUGAUUUGAACAGAAAUAUGGACAUUACUGUAUUAAAAAGAAAGAAAAAAAAAAACCACUGCGUAAAUAGUUCCAUGAACCUCAUCAGAGCUGUUUGUGCCCAGACUGAAUGAGAAGAGCAUUCCUGGCCUUUGGAUCUUACGGAAAUCGCCAUUCUUGUUGAGCUUGUCUCCAGUUGCCAUAGUAUUCACGCACUGACUUGUAACAAAAUAAAAGAAUCACAAACAAAAUUCAUCAGUGGACAUUUUCAUAAUGCCGGACUUACAAGGCUUGCGUCGUCGAUUGCUUGUUGAACAAGACUUCAGAAUUGGAAGCAAGCGGCUCCUAACCCUGUGCUCAUCCCAGUGUUCACCAACAAGCCAAGUAGUUCAUCGCUGCACCUGAGCUCGUCAAUGAGUGUCGCACUGUCCUGCAAGCAGACGUAGCAACUCGGACAUUCAUGUAUUACUCCAGUACUCUUAUCAGACAAGUCAAUGUUCUUCACCAGUCUUCCAUAAAGCACAAUAUGCAACAAAAGUGCAGGAUGUUUUAAGAAAGACACACAGUGCUACAAGCCUAUUUGUUAUAGUUAUUUUUCAUUUGUAAUUUUCCAAAUCUUUAUUUAUCAUCUUAUUUAUUUAUUUAAGUUAUGUAUUUAUUUGGAUGUCAUGUAUAUGUUGGCUAAAUUCAAUUUGAAGUCAUCAAAAAUGCAUCAAUAACAAAUCCAUGAAUCCUGCUGAGAUUCGUUUUUCAUCACCCCCCCCCCCCUUCAUUUGCGCAUUUCUCUUGAUGUGAAAGAAUAAUGUUGCUAGCAGUUCUGACAGGUGGAUCUUAUCUUCUGUCUUCAGUGAUCUUUGUCUGUAUCUUGCAUCUCUUUUAAUCAUGCUUAUCUCUUGUAACUUAAAUCUGUGUGAGACAGGUGAUUUAAGACUGAGUGAGAGUAUCCAUAAAACUUUACAGUAGAUAUAUUUUGAGCUGAUUAUGUAUGGAGAUUUUGGCCAACCCAACAAUAUUAAGUGAAUUAUCCAAGCCAAACCCUAACAGGCACAUGAUUUCUCCUCCACACUUUGAGUGCUUGCUGACUCGCUUCAACUCUUGCUUUCAUGCUUUGUCCCUUUGUCUUUUCUGUCUGCCUCUUCACUUCUGUUGUGUAUUCAUUAUCACAAGGGAAAAUGUACAAAGUUUUUUGCUUCACUGUCCAUACACAUUUUCUGAUUGUUCACUGUCUUCAGUUACAUCUGUCACAUCACCUUCACUUUCAUUGACCCAACUCUGGCUAAGAUUGUAAACUAUUCUCCAUUCAUAAGGGUCAGUAGAAUAAGGUGUUUAAAAAUGAAAUGUCUGUAUCAUAAUUUAAAUAUAAAAAGUGCACUAUUAUAACUAUUGCCUGUGAUAAAAAAGAACAAUUAUGAUUGAACUGAUGGUCAAAAUAAAGAGAGAUCCACCUUAUUGUUAUGGUUACAAUAAUAAACCCUAAAUUCAUA
Melanotaenia boesemani (Boeseman's rainbowfish) is the source of this 6388-nucleotide messenger RNA. Its product is annotated as serine/threonine-protein kinase BRSK2-like. Gene Ontology annotation, cellular component: cytoplasm. The coding region runs from base 1324 to 3924 and encodes 866 amino acids. Gene Ontology annotation, molecular function: tau-protein kinase activity; protein serine/threonine kinase activity; ATP binding. Gene Ontology annotation, biological process: protein phosphorylation; intracellular signal transduction; microtubule cytoskeleton organization. The record is from RefSeq and is a predicted model, not a curated record. Lineage: Eukaryota; Metazoa; Chordata; Actinopteri; Atheriniformes; Melanotaeniidae. The transcript has 19 exons.